GCCAUCCAUAGUUGGAAGAAGGCUUUUUGAUUUACAAAUUAAGUUUUUUCUGUGAUUAAAAAUAACAUCUGAUCUUUAGUUGUCAAUUUCUGUAACAUUUAAAUUAAUCAUGACAGAACAACAGAUGGAUUGUGCGUUAGACUUAAUGCGCCGGCUGCCACCCCAGCAAAUUGAGAAAAAUCUAACUGAUUUAAUUGACCUAGUCCCAAGUCUUUGCGAAGAUUUGUUGUCGUCAGUAGACCAACCGUUGAAAAUAGCUCAAGAUCGAAGCAACGGGAAAGAUUAUCUUCUCUGCGAUUACAACCGCGAUGGAGACUCGUACCGUUCACCAUGGUCUAACACAUAUGACCCACCACUUGAAGAUGGUUCAAUGCCUUCAGAACGGUUGAGGAAACUGGAAAUUGAUGCCAAUCAUGCAUUUGAUCAAUACCGUGAGAUGUAUUUUGAAGGAGGAGUAAGCUCUGUUUAUUUAUGGGACAUGGAUCAUGGUUUUGCAGGUGUGAUACUUAUAAAGAAAGCUGGUGAUGGUUCCCAAAAGAUAAAAGGUUGCUGGGACUCAAUCCAUGUUGUGGAAGUUGUGGAGAAGAGUUCAGGCAGGAAUGCCCACUACAAGCUGACCUCAACCGCUAUGUUGUGGCUUCAGACGAAUAAGGAAGGCAGUGGCACUAUGAAUUUAGGAGGAAGCUUAACUAGACAGGCUGAACAAGACUCUGCAGUGAGUGAUGUCACCCCGCACAUUGCCAACAUCGGCCGCAUGGUUGAAGACAUGGAAAAUAAGAUCCGGAAUACACUCAAUGAUAUUUAUUUUGGUAAGACGAAAGACAUAGUGAAUGGUCUGAGGUCGGUGGUGCCAGCGGACGUGGCGCGCAAGACAGCUGCUCUGCAGCACGACCUCGCCCUCGCGCUGCAGCGGCGCAACGUGGUGCGCGCCGACUGAACUCACAUUGCACAUAGAUGAGAUGGAGAUAUUAGAUGAGUAUUAGCAACGAUAAAAAUAUUUGAGACGCCAAAGUAUCCACGGUACAGAAUGUGAGAAAAUAUUAAAAAAUUAUUAAAGAUAAGAAAAGACAUUUUUUUUGUGUUUUUAAUGCAUCAUAAGCGAUGUUUUUAAUUAAUGUUCUGUAUUAUUCGAAAUUAUUUUUUUUUAUUUUGUGAUGUAAGCAUGAUUGUGUAUCUGUACUUCAUUUUAUUAUCUAUAAUAAAUAACAGUUUUAUUUAUCUUUGAUAUUUUCCAUCUCAUUUUUGCAAUUGCAUUUUAUCGCUUAGUAUUUUUUUCUAUUGUAAAUUAAAGAAUACUGUAUUUGUAAUUAAGGUAUACCUAAUAAGAGAUUCAGUAUAACGAUGAUCGCUGAAACUUAUUAUAAUAACUGUUUUAAUUUGCCAGUUUUAAUUGUAACGAAGUGUUUACUGCUAACAAUAGAAUGGAUUGUAUUUAACUCCGUUUAUACUAGCAUUAAAUUGGCCUCUCUAAAUAAAAGAUUUAUUUAUC
Molecule: messenger RNA, 1489 nt
Organism: Papilio polytes (common Mormon)
Lineage: Eukaryota; Metazoa; Arthropoda; Insecta; Lepidoptera; Papilionidae
Gene: cpb
Product: F-actin-capping protein subunit beta
Exons: 6
Coding region: 110-937 (275 amino acids)
Biological process (GO): barbed-end actin filament capping; negative regulation of filopodium assembly; actin cytoskeleton organization
Cellular component (GO): F-actin capping protein complex; cytoplasm
Molecular function (GO): actin filament binding
Source: RefSeq, a predicted model, not a curated record